CCCCCCUCGCACCUCUCCCCCCUCCGCACCCCCGAACUAAUCCACCUCCGCACCUACCUCACCACCCUCCUCUCCUCGCACACCCUAACCGCCAACCCCGUCCUCCUCUCCCACAUCCUCACCCUCCGCUGCACAAUCUCCCUGCGCCUAUCUUGCGCCCAGCACCUCAGCGCCGUCGAGCAAAAAGCCUGGGCGUCCGGUCACGGGUUUCCGAUUUUCGACGCAGAAAGUAAAAUGACUGGGUUCCGGUGGAGUUGGUCGGCGCUCGAGUUCGAAUUCGGAGUCCAUAUCGUGGCGUGGGUUGUGCGUUGGUUGUACGCGUUUCAGCGUAAAUCGGCGGCACGACGGUAUGCGCUGCGGCAGUCGUAUCGGUUUCUGGAGAAUGAGGCUACGUAUCGUAGGGAGAGGAGGGAGGGGCAUGAGGUUGUGGAGUGGAGGUGUAAUGGGGAGGAAGUGUGUGUGUGGGUUUAUGGGGCGUGUUUUAGGGAUACGGAGGAGUGGGAGGUUGCCAGGGGGGAGCUGGAGGGGUAUGAAGUGGGCAUGCUGAAGGAGGGGGUGGCGAAGAUGCGGAAUACGGUGCGGGGAGGGUGGGAGUUUGUGGUGUAUGUUGAGGGGGAGGAGGCAGAGGUUGAGGAAUUGUUUCCGGUGGAGAGGACGGCAUCGGAGGGGCUUUCGGGCGGAAGCCAGGACGACGAUGCGGAGUCAUUUGAUGGAUACUACUAUGGCGAUAAUUUGGAGCAAAUUGUUGCUCUGACAUCGGGACUUGAGGCCCUGGCACAGUCUUCUUGCGCCUCCUCCGCAUCCGACCACGCGGAAGUUGAUGAACAGACACCGGAAGUACCUCCUCGCGUCGGAGACUUGCUGCACCAGGCAGAGACACUGGUCAGCGCGAUUAGGGGCAUCAAUUCGCAACUCUCAUCUACCGAGGAGAGGCAAUCGUCGUCUAGCCAGCACAGCGAGAUUCCACCCGCUUUGCAGACACAGCCACUACCAUCCCAGUACGCGGCAUCAACUGUCAGACACCCACGCCGUGCAGCUGCAAGGCAGCCAACAACGCUGCACCGAUAUCAGGCGUAUGCCGAAGACGACGAUGGCGAAGGCUCGGUUAGUGCCUUGCCGAGCUCCUGGCGUGAUAUUUGA
Molecule: messenger RNA, 1140 nt
Organism: Bipolaris zeicola 26-R-13
Lineage: Eukaryota; Fungi; Ascomycota; Dothideomycetes; Pleosporales; Pleosporaceae
Exons: 1
Source: RefSeq, a predicted model, not a curated record